AUGCUGUAUCGUCUGUCCUCGGUCGUCGCCGCCGGCACUUUAAUGCUGCUCGGCUCCGUGGGCGGGGCCACGUGCGUGCCGCGCGCGCGCAGCUUCAUCUACGUGGUGCCCGACGGCUACGGGCCUGUGUCGCAGACCAUGGCGCGGGACUAUGAGAGCAUCACGACGGGCAAGAGCACACUGGGCCGGCCCAACUCGGCGCAGAUUGGCGUCGACAAGAUGCUUAUCGGUACAGUCCGCACGCAAGCCUCAGACAACAUCGUGACCGACUCGGCGGCGUCUGCUACGGCAUUUGCCUGCGGUAUCAAAACUUACAAUGGAGAUUUAGCGGUUGGUGUCGACGACGACGGCCACCCCGUUGCUUCUGUGCUGGAAGCGGCGCACCUCAGCGGCUUCAAGACGGGCCUGGUUGCGACGUCACGCAUCACGCACGCGACGCCGGCGGGCUACAGCUCGCACGUGCUGAACCGUGACUCGGAGAAUGAGAUUGCUGCGCAGCAGAUAGGUCACGCACACUCGUUUGGCGCGUACGUGGACCUAUUGCUCGGCGGCGGACGGCGGCAUUACCUGCCGAGCAAGGCCGGCGGGCUGCGCACCGACGGCGUGGACCUCGUGGCGUGGGCCAAGGGCGAGGGCUACAAUUAUGCGGCAGACCGGGCAGCCUUUGACGGUGCCGCCGUCGGUGGUAAGCUACCACUGCCAUUUCUCGGACUGUUUGCCGGCAGCCACAUGGCGUACGAGCUGGACCGCGAUGACCAAAAGGAGCCAUCGCUACUGGACAUGACCAAGGUGGCACUGGCGUCGCUCGAGGACGCCUCCAAAGGCGCGCAGCAGGGUUAUUUCGUCAUGAUUGAGGCGUCGCGGAUCGACCACGCAGGCCACUCCAACGACGCGCCGGGUCAUAUCCACGAUAUCCUCAUGUACAACAACGUCAUGACCUAUCUGCAAGAGUACGUCGCCGCACAUCCGGACACCCAGCUGCUAUCGGCCGCCGACCAUGAGUGCGGCGGACUGACGCUGCCCGGGCAGUGGGAUCCGCAGCCGCUCGCCGCGGCCACGCGCACCAGCGAGCACCUCGUCGGACUGCUCGCCGGAUACAAGGGUGACGACCAGCGCGGCUAUUUCCGGACGGAGCUGCUCCCACAGUAUGGGCUGGCGGGCGCGACGGACGGCGUGGUGGAUGGGCUGCUGGCCACGUAUAAGAAGAGCGGCAGCACCGCGCUGAUUGUGGCCAUGGGCAACGAGCUCUCGCGCAAGGCCGGCAUCAACUGGUCGACGACGGGCCACACGGGAGUCGACGUCAACCUGUAUGGUGCGGCAAAGGCGCAGGGCAGCAUGGCGGCGCUGAUUGGCGGCAAUAGGGAUAAUACGGAGCUCCCGCGGUACGUGGAAAAGGCGCUGGGCGUGAGCAUGACCAAUGCCACGGCACAGCUCAGGGCCACGGAGGCGGCCGGCAGAUGGAAGGUGCAGCGCAGGGAGGACCUAGCGGCGAUUAAGAGGGCAGCCAACCUGGCAGCGUGGAAUCAUAUGCCCUAG
This is a messenger RNA of Cordyceps militaris CM01, 1536 nucleotides long. Its product is annotated as alkaline phosphatase, putative. Lineage: Eukaryota; Fungi; Ascomycota; Sordariomycetes; Hypocreales; Cordycipitaceae. Gene Ontology annotation, biological process: dephosphorylation. Gene Ontology annotation, molecular function: alkaline phosphatase activity. Gene Ontology annotation, cellular component: fungal-type vacuole membrane. The record is from RefSeq and is a predicted model, not a curated record. The transcript is spliced from 3 exons. Bases 1 to 1536 code for a protein of 511 amino acids.